Molecule: messenger RNA, 3831 nt
Organism: Chiloscyllium plagiosum (whitespotted bambooshark)
Lineage: Eukaryota; Metazoa; Chordata; Chondrichthyes; Orectolobiformes; Hemiscylliidae
Gene: syt9b
Product: synaptotagmin IXb
Biological process (GO): calcium-ion regulated exocytosis
Cellular component (GO): exocytic vesicle; dense core granule; plasma membrane
Molecular function (GO): SNARE binding; phosphatidylserine binding; clathrin binding
Source: RefSeq, a predicted model, not a curated record
AACAUGACUGUUGCUGGGCAAACAUUUCUCUUCGCGAGAAGGUCAGGUUCAGUCAGUAGAAGAGAAUUUCGUACUGGCUGCAAUUUCUCGACGACUGUGUGCAUACGCAUAAAAAAAUGUAAUUGGUAACAAUUUAAAAUUUCGUCUACUCGCUGACUUGAGAGAGCCACCUCGCUCCGUACAACUUAGUGACAGGCUGCGGGUCGCUGUCCAGAGAGGUAGUGCUGAACCACACCGAGCCUGACCCAAAAGCAAAGAUACUGCAGGUGUUCAGAAUUGGAAACGUAAACAGGAGAGGGUGAGAAUCCUCGGCAAUUCAGGCAGGAUGUGUGGAGAAAAUGAGUUGUGUUAACGGUUUCGAUUUCAGUCAGAAACAAUUCUGAAGUGCUCAUUCUGAGAUUAGCACUGAGACGAACAGGAGACGGAGACGCGGCGCAUCUCCAUUUUUCUCAUCACUAACCACACCUUGCAGUGAACACCUUCUUCGUAGAGUCAUGUACUCUUCAGAAAAAGACCCUUCGGCCCCUCGUGCCCGCGGCGGUCAGAAACAACCACAUGACUAUUCUAAUAUAUUCUAAUCUUCAAUAUGCUUUAAAUACAUGUUGUGUUCCAGCACUUGGCAACAGGUACAUUAUCCUUGUGAAUUGUAUUCCUUUCUCAAUUUUACCGACUCCUAUUUCCCCGUAAUACAUUUAGCGACCCUUCCGAGAGGGUUACCCCUUACAGUAAUUGACUUUUGUGAGACCCUGAAUUUCCACUGGAUCGCUUUGCUUAUCUAUGAAUGACCAACUUGCGCCUAUUAAAUUCUAUCAAAUAAAACCCUUGUUAGACAUUGCAGCUCCACUUAAACCUGGAUCCUUUACAUCACAUGACGACUGAGGAGGGUGGUAUAGGAACGGGACCAUUCUCUUUUUAGUUGAAGAGACGCUUGAACAGGAGAAAAGUCCAUUGAAAUAACUAUUGAGAGUAUGGUCGACUAAAUAAGGAAUAUAUUCAGCCCCACCCUUUUCUCGCCACUUCCUUGGCGUCUGAGUAAACUUUAUUUCGAAGGGCCAAAAUUCCUCUGGGAUCUGCGGAGGAGGGAACUGCAGAUAAACCGCGCCGAGUAAUUAGCACGGCGUUUUAAGGCGGAAGCUUUGCAAAUCCCCAGUGAUCACAUCUGCUAAGUGAUAGCUCGCAGCCGAGCGGUGGAAGCCAUUUAUCUCCAAUGUACGUGAGCAGCUCACACCCGGCGCUGAUGGACAGCGGCCACUGAGUAGGAUUCAGACAUGGGCCGGGUUGGACCUCCCUUGCAGCAUUGAUCGUAUCAACACAAUCACUGCCUCCGGCGGCCCGGGGAGACGUUGGGUUGGUGGGGUGGGGACCAGGUUUGAAAGAAGCACACACACACACAGAGACACACACAGACACACACAUUCCCAGCUUGGCAGGGGUGCGGUUAGAAGCGCUCAGCUUGCCGAGAAGAGACGGGAGCUGAAUUCAUGCCGCUGUCCACGGUGCUGAAGCUUUGGCGCUGGGUGUACAGUCGAGAAUGAGAAGGAGCUCCUCUUCCUACGUCCUGUGGAGCGGCCGUUGAGCCCCAUUCAGAAGGAUGUUGAUGGGAAAUGACUGGAGACAGAGAGGACGAGCUUUGUCAGAAAGCGCUCAAUAUAGUGACCGAACUCUGCUUUAAAGGGCUGGUGGAACACGAAAGCUGUCUGGAUUUUUCUUACUAUCUCCGGGAUCGAGGCCGACCACGCCACUCAGACUCAGAUAUUUCUAUUAGUCUAUUGUCACUGGUGGUGACUGCCUGUGGCCUGGCCCUUUUUGGAGUCUCACUGUUUGUUUCCUGGAAAUUGUGCUGGAUCCCGUGGCGAGAACGCAGUGAGUCAUCCAACCACAAGGACAGUCAACAGGAUCAGCAGCACUACACAGACAACGAGAUAGAUGGGCAUGAGUACAGUGAGGACUUUAUGACCGAACCUGCCUCCUACCCAGAGUCAGCGAUGAAGAUCAGCCACACGUCCCCUGAUAUUCCUGUGGAUGUCCAGUCCAAGAACAAGGAGAAUUGUGCUCAUAACAUGCGGAUGCAUCGGCAAGUAACGGAGCCCACGUCAUCUUCCAGACACAAUUCCAUAAGAAGACAGUUAAAUCUUUCCAAUCCAGACUUUGACAUCCAACAGUACCAAAGGCAGGAAAAGCCAAUGGACAUUGGACGGAUUAAACCUGAGUUAUACAAACAGAGGUCAGUGGACACUGAUGAUGGACGGAGGAACAAUCGUACAUGUGGCAAACUUAACUUUGUGCUGAAGUACGACUGCGACUUGGAGCAGCUGAUUGUCAAAAUCCACAAGGCUGUCAACUUGCCUGCCAAGGACUUCUCGGGAACAUCCGAUCCUUACGUGAAGAUAUACUUGCUGCCAGACCGUAAAACCAAACACCAGACUAAAGUCCACCGCAAAACUCUCAACCCUGUCUUCGAUGAAGCCUUCCUCUUUUCUGUGCCCUACAACGAGCUGGCCAAUCGGAAGCUUCACUUCAGUGUCUACGACUUUGACAGGUUUUCCCGCCAUGACGUGAUUGGCCAAGUGGCUGUUGACAAUUUCCUCGACUUGUCUGAGUUUCCUCGAGAGACCAUGCUGUGGAGGGAUAUUCUACAUGUCACUUCGGAAAAUGUCGAUCUUGGAGACUUGAUGUUUUCACUGUGCUAUCUCCCCACUGCUGGCCGGCUUACUGUCACUGUCAUCAAGGCUCGUAAUCUUAAAGCCAUGGAUAUAACGGGAGCUUCAGAUCCAUACGUGAAGAUUUCUCUGAUGUGUGAUGGAAGGAGGUUGAAAAAGAGGAAAACAUCAACAAAGCGAAACACAUUAAACCCUGUGUACAAUGAAGCCAUAGUCUUUGAUGUUCCCCCUGAAAAUAUCGACCAAGUGAGCUUGUUAAUAGCCGUCAUGGAUUAUGAUCGUGUAGGUCACAACGAGGUCAUCGGUGUGUGUCAUGUGGGGAAUGAUGCGGAGAGACUGGGACGUGAUCAUUGGAAUGAGAUGCUCACCUACCCUCGCAAACCUAUAGCACAUUGGCAUCAAUUGGCAGAGUGGCAAAGACAAGCUUGUGUUGGCAGCCAAGGGUCCUACCACUCUCUAAAAGCACCACCAUCCCCUUGAGAAGAAGGAAAACUGCCACGCCUCCAACCCAACAUGCCGAGGAGCCUAACAGGAUCCCAAUCACAACCAUUCCUGAAGAUUUCGAAUCAGGAAAGACUUGAAAAACUGGGAGUUCUGUGACAAAUACCUAAUUUAAAAAUUGGUUUCUCUCUCUUUCUCUCUCUAUCUCUCUUGCUGUUUUAAUUUUCCAUGCAUGGAGACAUUGUAUUCAGUUGCAUGCUGGUUGGGCAUUCAUUUUAUUGAAUAUAUAUAUUAUUUUGUGUGACACCAGAUCACUCCCUGAGCAAUCUGUGAGCCUGUGGUUUUGACAAGUUCUAGGUUCACCAUGACCAGAAUGAGUUCUGACACCAGUAUUUAUUUUAAUUGGUCCUAAUAUGUGACUGUAUUAUUUGGUCUGUCUCUUAAUUAUAGCGACAUCAAACACAUGUCUGAUGAAAUGAAGCCAAAAUUAUUUUAAUACAGGAUAUGCAUGUUUUAUUUAUAGUAACAAGAGGUGCAAUUUCUACUCCUGAGACAAAUGUGGCAUCACGUUAUUGCAUUCAUCCAGGUUUUGGUGAUAUUCAUUUUUAGGGAGGUGGGGGAUUCUGUUUUCUUAAUAUUAACACAAAUGGCAAUUUAAAUGUACUGUGAUUUAUUCUUUAUAAACAUGCGAUAUGUAAAAAGAAAAUCAGUUCCUAAUAAAAGAGACAGU